Odontomachus brunneus is the source of this 4573-nucleotide messenger RNA. RefSeq lists its product as uncharacterized. The coding region runs from base 297 to 2975 and encodes 892 amino acids. The transcript has 6 exons. Lineage: Eukaryota; Metazoa; Arthropoda; Insecta; Hymenoptera; Formicidae. Gene Ontology annotation, cellular component: membrane. The record is from RefSeq and is a predicted model, not a curated record. Gene Ontology annotation, biological process: potassium ion transmembrane transport; stabilization of membrane potential. Gene Ontology annotation, molecular function: potassium ion leak channel activity.
GAGCUUUCGGUUGCGCGCGGCUUCCCGCUCGAUACCCGCUGCGGCAAAAGCCGGUUAUCCGGUUCCGCCGUCGUCUGGUAGCGGGCAAAUGUCGCCGGCAUCGGAGGUGACGACGGCGGCAGCGGUGGCGGUGGCGGCGUCGACAAGGUAGUGGGAGCAGCCUCCGUUUUAUUUCUGUCCCGGCCUCGUCGGGACCGGCCUCGCGAGUGCGGCGUGAGUAUACCUCUCGCGCGUACGCGAGGAACGGACUCGCCGAACACGAGAACGAGAAGUGUCCGGGGGGCCAUAGUCGCGACAUGGAGGAGAGCUACACGGUGCACAGGCGUCGCAAGGCGGCCGCCAGGAAGCGCGAGAAGACACCCGACCCGUCGUCGAGGGGCGCGUCGCGCAUAGACACCACGGACGACGAGGACGAAGAGAGGCGCGCCCGGAUGGAGAGGAUGGCUGAGGAAGCGGAAAAAAUGGAGCGGCAGCAGGACACGCCGAAGGAACCGGAAGAUAAAAAGGAUAAGAAGAAAAACCAGCAGGAGCAACAGCCUGCCGUGAGAAGGAAAGAGAAGCAAGAUGCGAGGAAUUUCGCGAAUGUAGAUGACAUGGUCGCUAUACGCGCCGAAGUGGCCGCCAAGUCAGCUGGGAAUAGUCCGAAGACACGUGAGACUGACGCUGCCACCGCCGCCGCAACGGCGACUAGCGAUGACACGCGGCCGGUAAAGCAGACGGUGGAAGCGGCGAACAAGUCUGAAGACGGUACCACGAAGAAAGAAACGCUCAAGCCUGAAGCAAUCAAGGUCGUUCAGGAAAAGGUCGUCCAGGACACGCCAGAGACGCCGAAGGAGACAGUCAGCGUCGGCGAGACCGCGAAAUCUGGCGAAGUCCGCAAAGUGGAGAGACGCUUGAAGAGAAGGUCGAAAGAGCGCGUAGAGAGAUACAGUCGAUCAACGGACUCCAGCGAUGUGGAUGAGAAGAACGAACCCAGUCGAAGAAGAACGAAGUCGCCCGAGGUAGCGAGAGCCCGGCUGAAGAAGACGAGUGGCAAGAGUCGAGGUGGUAGCGAGUCAGAAGCACAGAAGAGGGAUGCCGAGAGACUGAAUCGCGAGAAGAGGUCAUCCAGCAGGCCGGAGAAGCUGGAGGACGCCGAACCUCGAGUGAAAGAGAACUCCGAGAAGUCGCAUUCGAGACCCUACAGCCAGACUGAGGACACGGAACCUGAGGAAUCGAGAAGCAUGAAGAAGAGCGAGAGCUUUCCGCAGAAGACCGUUGAAGAGCGCGUCGUCAAGAGGUCCUCGAGCGAUUUGAAGAAACAGAUCAUCCCGUUGAGCAAUGAUAGUCUGAUCGAGGACUUCGCGAGGGCGCAGAGGGAGUACCUGUUAAGGGAGCGCAGCAUUUUGGAUCCGGAACCCGCGGACGAGUUCCAAGACGCAGCCGAAGUGAGCCUUCUGAGGAAGCGGAAGUUCAGUUCGACGCCCACGGAGAGCGAACAAGAGAAGAUCGUCGAAGAGGUAGCGCAGUCCACCAAAAAGCAGAAGAGUUCGUGGUUUUCUUGGCUGACCUUUUGGCGCAGGAAGAAAGAGGAUAAAGAGGACAGGCAGGAUAAGGAUGUUGCAAUAGAGGAUGAGGUAGAGGAUGAGGUAGAGGAUGAACUGAAGCCAGCCGUGAAGCCGGUUGAAGAGGUGAAAAAAGUGACGAAGCAAGAAGUCCCGGAGAAGAUCACGUUGCUGGACUUCCUCAGGGCUCUGAAAGACGUCGUCAGCGAGUUCCAGGCCUUCGUGGCGCAAAACUCACGGGAGACGAUGAUCAUCAGAAGGAUGCGCAAUCGCUGCAUCGCCGGGUUGAUUCUCGUGAUCAUUUACUGCGGCCUCGGUGCUUUCGUCUUCCGGUUCGUCGAAGGCGCCUUCGAGACCUUCUACAAGUGCGGCGUGAAACGUGUGAAGAGGGAUUUCUUGGACAGCCUGUGGAACUAUAGUCAUAAUUUGCGGGAGGACGACUGGAAGAGUAUGGCGCGCAAGAAGCUGAUGGAGUUCGAGGAGCAGCUGCACACCGCGCACGAAGCCGGCGUGCACAGCUACAGCGGUCAGAAGAACUGGAGCUUCUUGAACGCGGUCGGGUAUUGUCUUUCUGUCAUCACCACCAUCGGAUACGGACAUAUCUCACCGAGCACGAACACGGGUAGAGCCAUCACGAUCGUUUAUGCGAUUUUCGGUAUCCCGAUGUUCCUCAUCAUCUUGGCCGACUUUGGUAAAUUAUUCACGCGCGGUAUAAAGUUCCUGUGGGCGUUCGUGAGGAGGCUGUACUACACCGGCAGCUGCCGUAAAGUUCGUGGCACUGUGCCCGUUCAGGAAGUCAUGAAAGGCGUGCAGCUCGUGUACGAUCUCGCGAAGUUCCGGAGGCCCUCGCAGAUGAAUCCGGAGGAGAUCGAGGAGAUGCAGAAGCAACAGGCACAGCAGCAGCCGCAGACAGUUCUGAAUCUGGACGCGAACGCGCCGGACUCGCCGGGAACACCCGCGUUGUCGGCGUUCGCCGUCGACGACGAGUUUAACUUGCCGAUAUCAGUGGCGAUAUUCAUCCUGCUGGGCUACAUAUUCGUAGGCGCGACCUUAUACUACAUGUGGGAGGACUGGGGCUUCUUCGAGAGCUUCUACUUCGUCUUCAUCUCCAUGAGCACCAUCGGCUUCGGCGAUUACGUGCCAAAGAUGCACCCCAUAUACAUGAUGUGUUCGAUAGUAUACCUGGUGUUCGGCUUGGCGCUCACGUCUAUGUGCAUCAACGUCGUACAGGUGAUGCUGUCGGACUCGUUCAAGCAAGCGAGCCAGAAGAUCGGAGCCACGAUCGGCUUCGAGGUUGCUGAGGACGACAACUCGGUGAAACCCGCGGCGCCGCCGCCUAUCGAGGUCGCAGACGUUCAUGUGAGCAUGAAGGAGUCCGAAAGCGGCGAGAAGAUCGCGCCCAAAGCCAAGCAAGAGGACGUCGAUUUGUAGAUGCAUUUCUUCCAGAAAAUUUCGAUUCGAUUGAGCGACCGACAAUACACUCGCUCGUUCGUUCGCUCUCCCAUUCUCUCGCUAAGUUCGUUUCGCGAAACGCGUGCGAACUAUUCGGCAUUAAGAGUAAUCGUCCGCUGGCUUACGCAACACGGAGACGCACUAAUUGCCGCAGCACACACGCAAUCUAAGCUUCAAGGUACAAAUACGCCGUCGAGUCGUCUUUACGUGACAAGAGUCCCACGAUUCGUACGCGGCCCAUGCCGAAGACAGCGGAUUUGUUGGACUGUUCGUUUGUGGAGUUGUGUUUGUGAAUGGGUUUUGAUCGAACCGGAUAAUUAGUUCCGAUUAACAUAGAGUAAGCGAACCUAUUUCGGAACAGCACCUGUUUCGAAACACUUUAAUUUUUUUCCUGUAUUAGCCGUCAAAUAAUAUCAAAGUUUCAUGUUAGUACAUGUUCUUUGUUACUAACAUGAAAAUUUGACGGCUAAUAUAGGAAAAAAAUUAAAGUGUUUCGAAAUAGGUGCUGUUCCGAAAUAGGUUCGCUUACUCUACUUUCGAUGGUGUCACCUCAACGGAAGAGGCUAAUAAUAACCAUCGCAAGAUGUUAGGCACGAUAAAACAUACGGAAUAAUAUCCAAACAUAUGUCUAAAAAUAAAACCUAAUUGAAAGAGAUAAGGCCAAUAACAUACAAAAUAUGAAAUAAUGCAUUUGUUUUGUCUUUCACGAUACUGAAUUUUGCUAAUAAGUAAUAACAAGUGAAGGGAGAGAUUAAUAUAUCAGAAGAGACAAAUUUUAAUAUUUGACACUAAUUAAUAUUAAAGGGGAGAAGAGAGGAGAAUAUUAAUAUUAAUUAAUUAAAUAAAUUAUUAGUAAUUAAUAAAAAAAAUAUCGGUUUCACAUGGCGGGUGAAAAUGACGUUUUAAUAGUCCAGAAGAAAAUUUUGACGCCGAACACUUACACAUGAAAUAAUAUUAUUCUUCUAUGUUUUUUAUUAUUGCGCCUAAAAUUCUGCGAUGGUUCUUAUUAGUCUCUUUUAUUAACGUGUGGUUAAAUACCAGAAACCCUCAUAUCUAUACUAGCUGUUUCAGCUGGUAUCGGGGAAAUCGGGGCUAGAUGUCCUAUAUUUUAGAAUUUUGAAGUUACAACUUCUCAGGUAACUAAUUGUUGUGACUGACUGUAUCAACAAGAGGCUUCUUUUAUGUAUUAAAUGUCCACUAUAAUCCUGUUAAUCGUAUUGUUUUGUAAUAACCAAAAUACGAACAUGCAGUAACACAACCAUCUUGCUCUGGUAUCGGGUUUAGAUGUUCAAUAGCUCAGAGUAAAGAAGGCCAUGUAUAAAAUAUGUAUUCUGUUCCCGCGAAAGGCCUCUGUAGUCUUCUUGCCAACCUUUGAUUAUGGGCCAACUUCAUCUCGUCCGCCUAUAUGCUUUAUUUCAAUCGUUUUACGAAUGAAAAUUGCAUCUAUUGCCAGAAAUAGUAUAUCAUGCACCAGUGUGGCUACUUAGAUAACAUGCAUGUCUAAAAGAUGUCGAAAAAAUAUAAAAAGACAUCUUAUGCAACAUUUUGUUGCAUAAAACAUCUUUUAGAUAUCUUUU